AUGGCCGCACCUCAAAUUACUCAGCUCACGCUCACGCCAGUCAAGAAGCGACGAACAAGACCUUCGUUUUCUCCAGUCAAGAAUCCCAAAGUUAUCGCACCUUCAAAGCGUCGCCACUCAACUGACGCUGGCGAAAUAACUACCCUUCCUUCGGACCCAGAUAUCCCAACAGCUGCGCUCGACUUUGAAGAAUUCUCGUUCAUCGGGGCUGAUGGAGAUAUGAGAUGGAAAAACGUUGGCGAUUACAAGAAAAUAUUCCUCGAGUAUCUGGCUGAGAAUUUUGGAUGCUCCGCGGUGGAUUAUUCGAUGCCUUUCAUUGUACUUGAAUUCCAUGGCGACCCUCCCCCUGAAGAUCAACGUCCAUUCACUAUUGCAGGAGCAAUUGCUGUCUGGAGAUCCAUCAAUGAUCCGCCCUUCAUUCCUUUUUUGGGUGAGCAUGGUCAAGCAGAGGAGAUUACGCUUGACGAUAGCAUCUGCGACAUGAUGCAAACGAGGAAGAUGCCGCCAGACGAGGUCAUCCUUUACCUCGCCAAUCAUAUAUUCACAGACUGUGAAGCUAUAUCCCUUCUAUGGAAUACUCUGGUCAUUGAGCUGCCGGAGAUGGAGACCAAAGACUACCUCGCACGUCUAGAGACACUCCCGAUGGACCUCAUAGGAAGCCCUCAUUCUCUAGAAUAUCACAAUGGUCCCCUGCCAAACACUCCGAGGCGAUCUCGUGCCAUCAAGCCAAAGCCCGCCAAGCUUGAGGGCAUGGUUGCCGAUGAGACAGACUACGUGCACAUGGAUGGUAAAUUCUACCCAGGAAGCAUGAUUAGUUCUAUCGACAAGAAUGGUCACAUUCAUAGCUCGGUCUCGGCUGGGAUUCUGAUCGAGAGAAAUGGAGAACGACGUCUUACAUGUUCCUGGCAUAAUUGGGAAGGCCUUGUUGAUUCAGAGCAAGUUGGUCAGACAGAUGCCAAGACCAAAGAAAUCCUUCAGGUCAGGCAAGGCGUCCUCAAUGGUCUGCCGGGCACGAAAGUCGGAUUUGUUCGUGAGCGCAUCAAGAACACAGAUAUCGCGCUCGCACAAUUGGACGAUGGCAUCAAGUUUGAGAAUUCGUUUCUGGAUAUGAAAUCGAACGUGUCUCCCAAGGUGUUCGUUUCCUCGGAAGACCAAGAAAACGGUGACAGAUAUUUAGCGGAGUCUUUUGUCACUGGUCAACAGAUCUUAUAUGGAUACGGUGGACGGUGUGAGUUGACCAAGAUUCGCCGAAAAGUGGCACAUCCCGAACUUGCUGGACACAAGGGAUUGCCUCACGACGACGUCGCUUAUGUCAAGUGCAGGCAGGGAGCCUUCGCCACUGAUGUUCCGAUCAUGGACAGGAAGCCGUUCAUCCGAGAUAGUAUCUGCGGAUCUGUUCUUCUACGAUAUCGAGACAGCAUGAAGAAUAGUAAGAACAGCAAGAGCAGCAAGAAAGACACUCCAGCUGAGGUCUUGAAGCGUGGCGAGGCCUGUGGGAUGAUGCAUUUUGCUGACCUGUACCAUAAAUACCAUGAUAAAACAACGGCCGACUACCUGAUUUUCGCUGAUGCCUUCGAUCCUCUUAUAAAAGAGGGUUGGACCAUAGUCCAGCUAGAAGAAGCAGAAGUUGUCAUGCCAGAAGUUCCGAAGGAACAGGGACUGGAAGUAGGUGUCGGUGUUGAGGAAUCACCUUCAAAAAAAACAGCGAACUUCAUAGAUCGAAUUGCACAACAGUUCUACGCAUAA
Messenger RNA from Phaeoacremonium minimum UCRPA7, 1746 nucleotides. RefSeq lists its product as hypothetical. The transcript is spliced from 2 exons. The record is from RefSeq and is a predicted model, not a curated record. The coding region runs from base 1 to 1746 and encodes 581 amino acids. Lineage: Eukaryota; Fungi; Ascomycota; Sordariomycetes; Togniniales; Togniniaceae.